AGCUCGUUCACACUGGUAUGCCAGGUACCAAGAGUAAGAUCACUGAAGGCAGUAAAAUUGAAAUUGGAAGACUGUCAGCCAAGAAAGACCUACUAGAGGAAGCAGAGGAUGGAAAAUAAAGUGAAGCAGUGUUUUGUUGUGUGUAUUUCAGCAGGCCUUCUGCAGUUCAACUAAAAACAUGACUGCUCUUUCUUCCGGGAACUGCUCUUUUCAGUACCAGUUACGUCAAGCAAAUCGGUCCCUAGAUGGUAACUGUCUGCUAUUCUUGAUAAUACUUGGGAAAGUAUUACUAAAUACCCUCACACUAGGAAUGAGAAGAAAAAACACCUGUCACAAUUUUAUGGAGUAUUUUUGCUUUUCACUAGCAUUCAUUGAUUUUUUACUUCUAGUAAACAUUUCCAUUAUAUACUACUACAGAGAUUUUGUACUUUUAGGCGUUAGGUUUACUAAAUACCACAUCUGCCUAUUUACUCAAAUUAUUUCAUUUACUUACGGUUUUUUGCAUUAUCCGGUUUUCCUGAUAGCUUGUAUAGAUUACUACCUGAAUUUCUCUAAAACUCCAAAGCUUGCAUUGAAAUGCAAAAAAAUAUUUUAUUUCUUUACAGUAAUUUUAAUUUGGAUUUCAGUCCUUGCUUAUGUUUUGAGGGAUCCAGGUAUCUAUCAAAGCCUGAAGGCACAGAGUGUUUAUUCUUAUCAAUGUCCUUUCUACAUUAGCAUUCAGAGUUACUGGCUGUCAUUUUCCAUGGUGAUGAUUUUAUUUAUGGCUUUUAUAACCUCUUGGUCAGAAGUGAUUGCCUUGGUGCAGGCUGUUAGGAUGACUUCCUAUAUGAAUGAGACUAUCCUGUAUUUUCCCUUUUCUUCCCAUUCUAGUUAUACUCUGAGCUCUAAGAAAGCACUCUUGCCCAAGUUCAUUAUCUGUUUUCUCGGUACCUGGCUACCAUUUGUACUACUUCAAGUAAUUAUCCUUCUACUUAAAGUACAGAUUCCAGCAUAUAUUGAGAUGAACAUUCCGUGGUUGUACUUUGUCAAUAGUUUUCUCAUUGCCACAGUUUACUGGUUUAAUUGUCACAAGCUUAAUUUGAGAGAUGUUGCAUUACCUGCGGAUCCUUUCGUCAACUGGAAAUGCUGCUUCAUUCCACUUACAAUUCAUAAUCUUGAGCAAAUUGAAAAGCCUAUAUCAAUAAUAAUUUGUUAACGUUGCCAUGUGAGAACUAAUUCAAACUGACAACUACAAUAAGAAUCAUAAUUUUACAAAUGGGAAAGAAUGAUGACUCAGGACAUACUAAGAUUGAACUGAAACCGCCCCCCACCCCAUGCCUCCAGCCCCAACUUUCAUACCUUUUCACAAUGUGUCUUUUGGGACUAUGGUAUUAAAAACAAAAUAAUUCCAAGAAAAAUGUUUAUGCCUGUUCUGGAACACUGCAUGUUGCAAAUACUAAUUUAGCAAAGAAGUGAAACGAGUUAAUAUUUGGCCAGUAAUACUGAUCUGUGUUACCCAAAAAAUUACUGGAUGCAAACUGUUAUGUAAAUCUGAGAUUCACUGCCAGUAACAUACAAAUGUAACUAAACACUUUUAUUAAAUUCAGAGCAAGAAAAUCAA
Messenger RNA from Felis catus (domestic cat), 1600 nucleotides. RefSeq names its product G protein-coupled receptor 160 (gene GPR160). The record is from RefSeq and is a predicted model, not a curated record. NCBI's taxonomy places the organism in Eukaryota, Metazoa, Chordata, Mammalia, Carnivora, Felidae. The transcript is spliced from 2 exons. Bases 179 to 1195 code for a protein of 338 amino acids.